GGCAAACCACAUGGUGGUCCAAAUCGGAUGGGAUAUAAGAGUUCAGUUUUUAGUUUAGUUUCCCAAAUACGGUGUUCUUCCGCUAUCGCCGCAAGUUUUCUCUGUGGUCAACCAUACACUACCGCUCGUGCAUAAUUUGCUAGAAUGAACGGCAAAAUUUUGAUUGCUUUCUUGGGAUGCCUGUGUGUAGCUUAUGCCGCAAAAUCUGUUUCUAAGCCGGUGGAUAAAAAGACGGAGAAAAUAGGCCAGGAUGCAUUUAUGGCCCCGGGAACAGAUGGGAUGCCCCCAAUGCAAAAAUGCGGCAUGAGCAUUCAGAAAGUGAUUUACAACACUUAUCAAAAGGAGGAAACUCGCGGAGGAACCAAAUACUAUUUUAAUGUAAAUCUGCAGUACCGUGGCGGUAAUGCCGGUAGAGACGGUCCUAUGAUUGUUAAGGAUAAGGAAAUCGUUGUUACUGUCCCCAAAGGAAAAGGCAAAGCUACCGUGGACGUUAAUCCAUGCGAGUAGUUUUAUUUGCUCAGACACAUACUGGUACAAGAUCGUAAUAAACGUCCUUUCCAAUAGACGAUACAUUGUAUCUAACAAGCCACUUAACAAGUUUGAUGUUAGAAUAUUAUGCCAUGGAGCACUGUAUUAUACGUGUGUUAAGAAGUGUAGCACAUAUUUUCUAACACAAAGUCUGCUAAUUCCAAAGUAUGUUGUCAAAUAAACCUCGCAGGAAUGGCUUUAGUAGAGGAAUUUUUUUAAAGGCGUAUAACUGACAUUAAA
Paramacrobiotus metropolitanus is the source of this 768-nucleotide messenger RNA. RefSeq lists its product as uncharacterized. The record is from RefSeq and is a predicted model, not a curated record. The coding region runs from base 145 to 507 and encodes 120 amino acids. NCBI's taxonomy places the organism in Eukaryota, Metazoa, Tardigrada, Eutardigrada, Parachela, Macrobiotidae. The transcript has 3 exons.